AUGACAGGAGAUUCGGAUAAUCAUCUGUUAAAUAUGAAUUUUGACGAUGAUGAUGACGAUUCAAUGAAUUCUUUACAUAAUGGAGCGAAGAAUACCAAUCAAUCAUCAAUAAAACGCCCGAAACCAACGUUAACAUGUAUUGUCUGUGGUGAUCAUGCUUUUGGAUACAAUUUCGAUGCUAUAUCAUGUGAAUCCUGUAAAGCAUUUUUUCGUCGCAAUGCAUUACGACCACCGGGUAGACUCAAAUGUCGUGGCAAUGGUCAUUGUGAAGUUACAGUAGAAAAACGGAAACGAUGUAAAAGGUGUCGAUUAGACAAAUGCUUUCGAAUGGGAAUGCGUAAAGAAUGGAUACUUUCCGAAGAAGAGAAACGUCGGAAACGAAACAAGAUCGAAGAAAAUCGUCAACAAAAGAAAAAAAGUGAUAGUAAUCGAAUCCGUCGUCGACGUAGUUUCAAAUCUGCUACCGUUGAGAAUAACCUGAUUCUCAACGAAUCUUCUCAUCAGACACAACAUGAUAUUUCACCUAUGACUGAUGCCGAUUGGGUUAUUAUUCGACAAGUUCAACAUGCCUACAGUGAAUCUAUUGCUUUAAAUAAAGUUAUUGGUGUACCUCCAUAUCCAGCCACACAACGUAUACGAUCUACAUUGGAACUGAUACGUAUUCCGACAUAUUUAGCAUCUAUUCGUCUAAUCACAUAUAUCAAGCAUAUUCCAGAAUUCGACUCCUUCCAUCCCGAUGAUCGUGUGCUGCUUGUGAAGUAUAACCUAUUAGCAGUGGUCUUCAUGCACACUGUUCUUUUAUAUAAUCCCGUGGCCGAUACAUAUCAUGAACAUAACACCGAAGAUCCUGUGUUUCAAGGAAAAGACUGGAUCGAUAUAUUGGGUAAAGAAUUCUAUCACGAUUUAACCGAUGUAGCAACCAGAUUAAUCGAAAUUUGCGAAUAUGAUCGUGUUAUUGUCAAAACCUUCUUAUUACUCAUUCUUACUACCAAAGGCUUUUGUGGUUAUGAUAUAGUUCAUGAACCAACAUUGAAAAAUCCAUCAGUUGUCCUCAACACUCAAAAUUUGUACCUUGAAACACUCUAUAGAUAUUGUUUGCAUCAAUAUGGUGAAAAAACAACCGUGUCGUUAUUUUCCCGCUCCCUUUGCUCAUUACUUGCUAUUCAAAGAUUAGCUGUUCAUCUCAAAGAUUUUGUACAUGUUCAUCUUGAUCCAUCACAAUUAUCACCGUUAAUGCAGAGCGUUCUGCAGUUGACUGAUUCCGACGCAGAUGAAUAA
Molecule: messenger RNA, 1278 nt
Organism: Adineta ricciae
Lineage: Eukaryota; Metazoa; Rotifera; Eurotatoria; Adinetida; Adinetidae
Source: the annotation of a GenBank genome assembly